Messenger RNA from Coniophora puteana RWD-64-598 SS2, 1419 nucleotides. RefSeq lists its product as uncharacterized. NCBI's taxonomy places the organism in Eukaryota, Fungi, Basidiomycota, Agaricomycetes, Boletales, Coniophoraceae. The record is from RefSeq and is a predicted model, not a curated record. The transcript is spliced from 3 exons. Bases 1 to 1419 code for a protein of 472 amino acids.
AUGGACAACGGACUCCAAGCAAAUACAGUCAGCGCGCGCGACCCCAGCUCGAGCGCUGCCCCUGCGCCACCCGUGAAGCGCAGGCCUGGCAGACCCAAGGGCAGCGGCAAAAAGCAUCUCAGCACCCCGAAUGCCCUUGAGAAGAUUAAGCGCCCUGUCGGACGCCCGAGGAAGGACGGGUUGCCUGCGGGCUCGGUGGGCCCGAGGAGGUCGACGACGAGGAAGGCUGCUGUGGAGAAGGGUGGCGCACCGUCAGCUAGUGCGGGUCCGGCGGGGAUGUCGUUUGCUGGGGCAUUCUAUCCGCAGCACCCAGGUAUCGCUGGUGGAUGGCAGGGCUUCACGCCACUCGGCGCGAGCGCGUCUGCGUCUGCUCCUCCCGCUGGAAUCAGCGCGUUCUCUGUGGUGCCACAGGUGGACCCUUCGCUGAACCGCGACGAGUGGGCGGUUCUGGCGCGCACGAAGCCCAACGUGUUCCUUCAGUCCCUCUGCGCCACGCUCGCAGCCCCUAACCCCCUGCCCACCGUCGGUCCUACCGUCGAAGACGCAUUCAAGUCGCACCUUGCGUCCUUGAGCCCUCCCGCCGCGAAAGACGGCAACAUGAACCCGAAUGGCGCCCCACCCCUUCCGCCCCUCUACUCUGUCCUCAAGACGUUCUGGCUCCCUUCCUCUCCCGCUUAUCUGUCGUUGAUCACGCCUGGCCAUACGGCGAAGCUCCUCUCGGAGCACCGCUUCCUGUACUGGGACCCGCUCCCGCUCGUGUUCAACGGCAUCCCGUGCCCCGCGUGCAAUGCGCCGCUCAUUAACAAGGGCCGCAUCCGCACGGGUCCACUCAAGGUAUACGAUCUCGAGCGCCCGUUUUUCAUCAUCGGGUGCGAGUAUGCGUGCCGCAGCGCCGCGUGCGUCGCAGCGACGUCCUCGCCCGAGGGACGGCGCUUCGCGAGCGUGGACAAGAGCAUUAUGCAGGCGCUGCCGACGCGCCUCAAGGACGAGCUGCCGGCGCGGCUACUGCAGAAUGACGGGGACAUGGGCAGCGGGGUGGACGUGUGGGGGUGGCACGCGCUUGGUGUGAGCAAGCAGCUGUGGAAUAUGGUCAAGGGGUGUUUGAGGGCGGGGAUGGGGCGGGAUGCGAUUUUGGGGGUGAUUGCGAGCGUGCAGAAUCCGUUGCCGGAGGAGAAGCAGGAGGAAGAAGAGGAUGCGGAGGGGGAGAGUCUGGCUGCGAGUGGGAGCGGCGGUGGCGGUGGCGGUGUCGUUGGGAAUGGGAAUGGGGUUGAGGUGCACGGGAAUGGGAAUGGGAGCGGGGCUGCGGAGGGGCAUGGGGCGAGCGAGGAUGCGACGAUGGAUGCGGCGCCUGGUGCGGAUGGAGGUGCCCAACCUCAAGUGCGUGCGUCCGAUCUCCUUGCUGCGUACUUCGCUGCGUGA